AUGCCUGCCAGCCCGUGCUGCCCUGACGGCCCGAAGCCAGUCGCUCCGCCAGAGGGGUACGUGGCUAGCGGUCGCGAGAUUUCGGUCGGGGAUUGUACGUGCUACGAGGUUGGCCAAGCCAGUGGCGGGCCAGCGGUUCUGUUGGUCUCCGAUGUUUUCGGUUGGCACAGCGGGCGCACUCGUCAGAUAUGCGAUAGGGUUGCAGACGCCGGCUUCCACGUCCUGCUGCCGAAUUUCUUCGAGUGCGACGGGUGGGACCAUUCCAAGCCGCUCAUGGGUUACGCCACGGCACGGUGGCGUACUUCCUGA
This is a messenger RNA of Prorocentrum cordatum, 309 nucleotides long. The record is from the annotation of a GenBank genome assembly. NCBI's taxonomy places the organism in Eukaryota, Dinophyceae, Prorocentrales, Prorocentraceae.